UUUUUCUUUUUUGUGCAGGAAGUGCCUUUAUUUAAGAAUGGUGGGCCUCGCGACAAGGGGAGGAGUUGAAGAAAUUGGAAGGAAGCCAUGGGACAAGGGGAGGAGUUGAAGACGAGACCCGACCCCAAAGUGGAGAUCCAGGAAAGGGGAGAGAUCUUCUUCUUUUACAGGCCCAAGGUUGAGAGGGAAGAAGCUCAGAGUCCCGAUGAUGUGCAAAGGUUGUACAUCGUCCUCCGCCCCGAGUCUGGCGAGCGAGCAGUGGAAGAGAAGCAAGCUUCGGAUUCUGGCAAGGAAGGCGAGAAGAGAUCUAAGUCAGAUGAGGAAGGCGGCCGUGGCAAGAAGAAGGUCGAGCAUGUCGGAGAAGGAACCGAAGGUGGCCACGGCAGUGAGGAGGUGAACAUCGAGAAGCAGCCAUUGCUCCGAUUUAUGGUCAUGGGAAGGAAGAGGCUACCAGAUCCGAGCAAGAGAAGCCGUCCUUACUGGGGAUUCGUGGAGAUGGUGACUACGAAGGUGGAAGACAUAAAAACCGCUCUAAAAGGAGAGGAGUACGACACUGCCACCCGUGGGCACCGCCGCAAAUCUCCGGCAAGAGCCCUUGCAGAGGGCAUCUACCGCAUCCUGAGGCACCAAUCAGGGAGGAAGACGCAUACCCACCUCGUGUACAAGCUGGAAUUCCCCCCGGCGGAUGCCGACGAUGGGCCUCAGGAGUCGCUCAACAUCGAACGUGAGGGCUCCUUCGUCAUCCAAAUAAAGAAUCCCGAGCAGAAGAGCAGCACGGCCUACUUCAGAGGCCUCCAGAGCAAGCGCAAGGCCGUGUUCCCCGCCCACCUCCAGGGCCAGCUUGGGCAACGACGCUUCGGUCCGGCAGACCCCCCGGAUUUCCUGAAUUAUGAAGGGUGCGAGUUCUUGCUCAUAUCGGCGUCGGAUGAUAUAGGUGAGGAGCUUGGUCUCGAGCUCAGGACGGAGGAAGAGGGGGAUCAGAAGUGUUCGGAUUUGAUAGAGAUGUUUGGAGAGACGGCAUCCUCCAGGCCACUGCUCCGUGGCACUUGGGUUUGAGUCGGAUACCUCGUCAACUCAUGUUAGUUUAGUAGGAUAUAUGGGAGUCGCCUCAAAGUUGGCUUUUGGGGAUAUAUAUAUAUAUAUACGGUAUGUUGUGAAUACUUUUCUCUUGCUAGUUUCAGGUUUUGGCCAGAAUUAGCGUUUUGUUUGUACCUAUAUAUAGCUUGCUCUGGCAAUGAUCCACAAGGCUCUGUUGCAAGCAAAGCUGACAAACUUGGGUUCAGAACAAGGCUUUUAAUGUACAGGUUGUGGGGGUUGUUAAGGCUUAAGAAGCAAACAUACUAUUAUAUUUUCAGCUGGGAUUGUGGCCUGCCAUGGCAGUGUUAAUUAUGAGCAAUUGAUCUGUUGCAGAUAUCUUAAAUGCUCGCUACGGCAAAACUCGGAGUGAAACUUGGAAAGUCUCAAUGAGAGAAACAAAAACUCCAUAUUGAAAAGAGGGCUGAGCUUAUUCUGUGUAUCCAUGCUCGUCUCUUCUGUCAAAGAUGCUACUAGAACUUCUCUUGUGGCCUAUUUUUGUCUUCCUUGUCUACUGUACUAGGUCACUUGAGUGUGCUGUAGUUUUCCUUUCAUAUUAAUCCAUAAGUCAAUGUUUCU
Elaeis guineensis (African oil palm) is the source of this 1653-nucleotide messenger RNA. RefSeq lists its product as uncharacterized. The record is from RefSeq and is a predicted model, not a curated record. NCBI's taxonomy places the organism in Eukaryota, Viridiplantae, Streptophyta, Magnoliopsida, Arecales, Arecaceae.